This is a messenger RNA of Pteropus alecto (black flying fox), 510 nucleotides long. RefSeq names its product histone H2B type 2-E. NCBI's taxonomy places the organism in Eukaryota, Metazoa, Chordata, Mammalia, Chiroptera, Pteropodidae. The transcript has a single exon. Gene Ontology annotation, cellular component: nucleosome. Bases 77 to 457 code for a protein of 126 amino acids. Gene Ontology annotation, molecular function: protein heterodimerization activity; DNA binding; structural constituent of chromatin. The record is from RefSeq and is a predicted model, not a curated record.
CAGUCGCUUCCGGUAGCCUCGGUCCUGCACUUGCGUUUGCGUCCCUCGCCUUCUCUGUCGCUUGGUGUUUACCGCUAUGCCUGAGCCGGCAAAGUCCGCUCCCGCGCCCAAAAAGGGCUCCAAGAAAGCGGUCACCAAAGCCCAGAAGAAGGAUGGCAAGAAGCGCAAGCGCAGCCGCAAAGAGAGCUAUUCCAUCUACGUGUACAAGGUGCUCAAGCAGGUGCACCCCGACACCGGCAUCUCGUCCAAGGCCAUGGGCAUCAUGAACUCGUUCGUCAACGACAUCUUCGAGCGCAUCGCCGGCGAGGCCUCCCGUCUGGCGCAUUACAACAAGCGCUCGACCAUCACGUCCCGGGAGAUCCAGACGGCCGUGCGCCUGCUGCUGCCGGGCGAGCUGGCCAAGCACGCCGUGUCCGAGGGCACCAAGGCCGUCACCAAGUACACCAGCUCCAAGUGAGUCUCUCUGCGGCCGCCCUUUAACCCAAAGGCUCUUUUCAGAGCCACCCAUCU